Rotaria sp. Silwood2 is the source of this 801-nucleotide messenger RNA. NCBI's taxonomy places the organism in Eukaryota, Metazoa, Rotifera, Eurotatoria, Philodinida, Philodinidae. The record is from the annotation of a GenBank genome assembly.
AUGCUUAUAUCGAUUUUGAAUUUCAUUUUCAUAGUAACAUUGUUUUAUUCGGAACCCGCUGAUUGUGUCAUUAUUACAUUUGAUCCACAACCGAUUCGUUUCACUCUAGCUGAUCUGCCACCACCGUAUGCUACAUCAUAUGUCGUUGUUCAUCCGAAGCCGAUACCUGUACCAGAUGAUCGACAGCUUUUUAUUCCAAAAGGCUUUUCUAUAAAAUUAUCUAUGAGUAGUCUUCAAGAUCCACGUUACCUUGAAUAUACACCGAUUGGUGAUAUUCUUGUUAUUGAAUCAGCAAUAGAUCGAAUUUCAAGUUUAUUGGAUACGAAUUAUGAUGGCUUUCAUGAUCAACGUAUAAUAAUAGCCAAUGAAACAAAUGGACUUCUUAUUCCAUCUGGCAUAGCAUUUGCAAAUGAAUAUUUGUAUUCUGGUAAUCAAUAUAACAUAAGACGUUACAAAUGGGAAAACUGUCAUCAACAGCUGUCUGGCACAGACGAAGUAGUUAUGAAUCAUACUGGAAUCCAUCAUAUUUCACGAACCAUUGUUAUACCAGCAACAAACGAUCACAUGUACGUUGCUAUCGGCUCCGCUUCAAAUGUUGAUAUUGAUUCAUUGCGGUUAGCUUGUAUUCAAAUAGCUAGUCUUGAUGGAAGUAAUCAAAGAACGUUUGCAUCUAGUCUAAGAAAUGCUGUUGGUCUGGUAUUCCAUCCUAUAACAAACGAUCUAUACGCAACAUGUCAAGAACGUGACGAACUCGGCGAUGAACUUGUACCAAAUUUUGUUCACGUAUAUUCAGGAAAAUGA